UUAGCACACCGGAAGUAGUUGUUUUAGCUCCACCCCCUGCAUCCGUCAUAUCCUGUUUGUAGAUGGGAAGGCGGGCGAAUUUGAAAGAGGAGCGGAGUCGUUCACAUCUGAAAACUGAUCAAAUUGCGUUAAUGAAUUCCAUAUAACGGGUUAAUCAGUGUAAGUAAAACAAAGGCGCGGUUGUUGUAGUGUUCGUGCGGCAGUGUUGUUGUGAUUGAUCGUGUUAGCGAAACUUACGGAGCAGCAGCUGUUUGCUUUAGUUUCUGGAUCUUUACCGUCAAGAUGAGCAGCAAAACCACACGAUUAUCGUCGAGGAAAAGCAGCGAUGAAAUCAGAAAGUCAAAUGGAAACAGUCCACCGCGAAGGAGAUCCAGCAGGUUGUCUGCAAAUGACGAGAAUCUGCCAUCUAAAGCUGCGGUCCCACCCGUGGCUGUGAAACGCUCAAUCACUGUUAGGAAAAUUGCACCCAGGAAAACUCAGGCCCUGUCUGACAGUAACAAGGAGAACGUGGAGCGAUUAUCCGAAGUGCCGAAGAAGCUGUCCAAAGUCUUGACGUCGUCCCCGGCUGUAGCGGCGGUGCCCAAGACAGCCGUCCUCUCGCCCAUCCUGCCUCCUUCAUCUCCGUCUCGUCAGCCCAAAGAAUCGGAGCAGGACCCCGUUUGGUCCCAGAAGGUGCGGCGCUCUUACAGUCGCCUGAGUAUGGGGGACAGGUCCUUCGAGAGCCCCAAAUCCCAUCCCGCGUCUUCCUCUUCUCCCAACACCCGAGAGACCCUGUUUGGUUUCGAGAGGCUUCAGACGCCAGAGGUGAUCCGUAAAAACGAGGGAUCUAGAGUGGCUCCUCAGGGCUCUGUGUCCUUCUCACUGGGCUCGUUCAACAUCUCCGCCGCUGACGACAGCACCUCCAACCCUCCAGAGAUCGAUCCUAACAUCCCGGGUGUGUGUCUGGGGAAGAAGACGACCAGGAGGAAGCGCGUACAACAGAUAAAGAUGUCAGAGUUGGACGUUCUUGCUGCGAAGAUGAAUGCAGAGUUUGAGGAAGCUGAAAGUUUUGAACUGUUUGUUGAAUGACAUUUCUAAAGACGCACACACGCACACACGCACGCUCAGGACAUUUUCAGGACCUGUCAUAGUGCUCAACUUAUUACUACUUUAUCAUUUAUUACAUUUACUGCCCUCUGUUUCUUGCUGCUUGCAAACUCUAUAGUAACAGAAAGCAAGUUUUAAGAGAUCAAACAAAUAGUUUUGUUGUUCUGGUAUAAUUUGAUUUCCACAGUGCUACAAUCAUCAAUAAAUCUUUCUUUGGUCUUUCUUUGUUUAUUUCA
Labeo rohita (rohu) is the source of this 1322-nucleotide messenger RNA. RefSeq names its product cell division cycle associated 5 (gene cdca5). The transcript has 5 exons. Bases 283 to 1068 code for a protein of 261 amino acids. The record is from RefSeq and is a predicted model, not a curated record. NCBI's taxonomy places the organism in Eukaryota, Metazoa, Chordata, Actinopteri, Cypriniformes, Cyprinidae.